Messenger RNA from Knipowitschia caucasica, 1992 nucleotides. The record is from the annotation of a GenBank genome assembly. NCBI's taxonomy places the organism in Eukaryota, Metazoa, Chordata, Actinopteri, Gobiiformes, Gobiidae.
AUGAAACAGAUCCGUGACCCGCGUCUCUCUCCGCCGCCUCCGCCACCUCUGCCCGAACACGGAACUAUCCACGUCCUUCGCUUCGGACCGAGCCGUCUGCAGUCCCCGGCCAUGACCAACGAGGAGCCGCUGCCCAAGAAGGUUCGCCUCAACGAGUCAGACAUGAAGACGCUGACCAGAGAGGAACUAUGUACCAGGUGGAAACAACAUGAGACGUACAUCCAGGCGCUGGAGGCUAAAUACACAGACCUCUGCUCCAAUGAUGUCCCAGGUCUGAAGGAGUCUGAGGAGAAGCUGAAGCAGCAGCAGCAGGAGUCUGCGCGCCGCGAGAACAUCCUGGUCAUGAGGCUGGCCACCAAGGAGCAGGAGAUGCAGGAGUGUACGACUCAGAUCCAGUACCUCAAGCAAGUCCAGCAGCCCAGUGCGGCGCAGCUGCGCUCGGCCAUGGUGGACCCUGCCAUCAACUUAGUUUUCCUCAAAAUGAAGACUGAACUGGAACAGACUAAAGACAAACUGGAGCAGGCCCAAAAUGAACUGAGUGCCUGGAAAUUUACACCUGAUAGCCAAACGGGGAAGAAGCUGAUGGCCAAGUGUCGAAUGUUGAUCCAGGAGAACCAGGAGCUGGGGCGGCAGCUGUCCCAGGGGCGCAUAGCCCAACUGGAGGCUGAGCUGGCUCUGCAGAAGAAGUACAGCGAGGAGCUGAAGAGCAGCCAGGACGAACUCAACGACUUCAUCAUCCAGCUAGACGAGGAGGUGGAGGGCAUGCAGAGCACAAUCCUGGUUCUGCAGCAGCAGCUGAAGGACAGUCGCCAGCUCCUGUCCCAGACCCAAGGCUCCGCUGGACCCAGUAGGACUUCACAGUGUGGCACCAAGGAGCCAGCUGCUCCGGAGCCCACCGCCCCCAACGAAGGCAAAGACUACAGGGUCUCCAACGGACCAAGUAAUGGGAACUCUUCACAGAGGAGCGAGACCACCACCCCCAGCUUGUACCGAGAGGUGAGCAGCACCGAGGAAGACUUCCCCAUGUCCCCCAAUGUGUCCAGUCCUGGAGAGAGCAAACUGUCCAAUCACUCAGAGGAGGCGGCUCAGACUGCAUCACGAGCCCAGCUGGGCUACGAGAGCGUGGACUCUCCUACAGGCAGCGACACCUCUCUGACCCAACACUCCAACGACACAGACUCCACCACUGACCCCCACGAGGACAAACGCACCAGGCCCAGCCGGACUGCAGGCAGACACAACGGCCUGGACUCUGCCGCAGACUCUCUUUUGUUCCGUCCUGCGCUGUCACUCCGCUUGUCUGGCUGUGGACACGACAUUCGGGACAUUACCCCCACACCAGCACCUGCUCACCCGCUGAACGACGCUUACCUCCCGGGCACCAUGAGCUCCGAACGCGUGGUCAUCGUUUCUGCCGCGCGCACUCCGAUUGGUCCGGUGGAGGUGACGCAGGAUGAGUUUCCCCGUCAUGGCAGUCAUAUUGACUCCGUGUCUAAACUCAGACCGUGUUUCAUCAAAGAUGGUUCUGGAACAGUCACCGCCGGCAACGCUUCAGGUAUAAACGAUGGUGCGGCUGCGGUCCUGCUGAUGAGUGAGCAGGAGGCCCAGUGCCGGGACCUCAGGACUCUGGCUGAGGUCGUGUCCUGGGCUCAGGCUGGAGUGGACCCGGACGUCAUGGGGACGGGACCCAUCCCAGCGAUAAGGAAGGCUGUACAGAAGGCCGGGUGGCAGAUGGAGGAGGUGGAUCUGUUUGAAGUGAACGAAGCCUUCGCUGCUCAGUCCAUCGCUGUGGUCAAAGAACUGGGACUGGAUCUGGACAAGGUGAACGUGAGCGGAGGGGCCAUCGCCCUGGGGCACCCCAUCGGGAUGUCGGGGUGUCGGGUUCUGGUGACUCUGAUCCACGGCCUCCUCAGGACGGGGGGGCGCAGGGGCGUGGCCUCGCUCUGUAUCGGGGGCGGGAUGGGCAUCGCCGUGUGCGUCCAGACGCAGUAA